ACCUAUGUGUAAAUGUAAGUUCAUUGGAGAGUUAUAGCCAGUACAGUUGUUUUGUCAUCUUCGAAAUUACUUUCUGCGCAAAAUUAAGUGAAAAUGUUAAAUACAAAAGUUAUCAUUUUGGCACUCGCUGGUGUUUUUGCAUUGAAAUUUGUUGACGCAGACUCGGGAAUCAAGUAUGUUAAGGCUAAAGAUACAAUUGAAAUGUAUGGACAUUUGGGUUCUCUUGGUCUUAGACUAUUGACGAUUGAUGACCUUCUACCUAUAAAAUCGCUAAUGAAUGUUACUCUAAGUGAAGAUCCUUUGUUUGUCGGAACGGGUAUUUCCACCGAUGAUGAAUCUCGUGAUUAUUUACGGGAAAAAUGGAUUUCAUAUAUAGCACAAAACAAAUCAUUUGUAUGGGUAGAAAAGAGUAAAAUGAUUGGUUUGAAUAUUCUUUAUGUAGAUGAUGGAUCAAGGACUUCAAUUCCGCACCGUCUUCUUCCAGAAUUGAGCUUGUACUACAAUAUAUUGUCUGACCCACAAUUAUCUUUUAAUAUGACUGAAAAGUAUGGAGUGGAUAGAUUUUUGAACAGUGCUGUUUUUUGGGUUAACAAAGAUUACCGUAAUCCGGAAAAUCUUCAGAAAAUGCUACAAUUCAGAGAAGCGAUUUGUGUGUUGAAUGGUAUUGGAGCAACAUCCGCCUAUUUUACAAUGGUUGAUGAAGGUUUUGAGGCUUAUAACGUUGGAUAUGAGACGGAUGGCCGCAUGAGUUAUACAAGUAUUGCUCAAAAAUAUGGAGGUUUCAAAACAUACAAGAUUCGUGAUUCGCUUUUUUUAACUCGCAAAACACUCAAAUACAUCAUUGAUUAAGAUUAAUCCAUGGUGGCUCUGAUUAAUACUAAAGCAAAUAUAACAUUGUAGAAGAAAAGAUAUUAAAUAAUAAAGUUUGCGUUGGUUUCAACUUUAUUCAAAACUUU
Molecule: messenger RNA, 956 nt
Organism: Contarinia nasturtii (swede midge)
Lineage: Eukaryota; Metazoa; Arthropoda; Insecta; Diptera; Cecidomyiidae
Exons: 5
Coding region: 94-849 (251 amino acids)
Source: RefSeq, a predicted model, not a curated record